Pseudoliparis swirei is the source of this 2704-nucleotide messenger RNA. RefSeq names its product calpain 7 (gene capn7). NCBI's taxonomy places the organism in Eukaryota, Metazoa, Chordata, Actinopteri, Perciformes, Liparidae. The transcript has 20 exons. Bases 58 to 2406 code for a protein of 782 amino acids. Gene Ontology annotation, biological process: proteolysis. The record is from RefSeq and is a predicted model, not a curated record. Gene Ontology annotation, molecular function: calcium-dependent cysteine-type endopeptidase activity.
AGUUUGUCAUACAUCUAUAUCCCCCAGGAGGCCGCCCAGGCCCUGAUCUAUGCCGGCAUGGCGGGGUCCAAGCUGGAGGGGAUCCCAGACAAGGUGAACGAGUACCUGGACCGGGUCCAGGCGCUCCACAACGCAGUGCAGGCCCGGCAGAGCGACCCCCUGAAGAGCCGGCAUCAGGUGGGCCUGGAGCGCGCUCACUUCCUGGUGACUGAGGCCUUCAGGGAGGACGAGCAGCGCAACGCCGGGGAGGCGGUGGAGCUGUACACACAGGCGGUGGAGCUGUGCAUAGACACGUCCAAUGAGACCUCUGACCCGGCGCUGCAGAUGAAGCUGAAGCAGCUGGCCCGUCAAGCUUUGGACAGUUGUUUCAGGGCCGAGGGUCUGAAAGAGUCCCAGUCCAGAUCAACUCCAACGGGGCCUCCUGAAGCCAAGCCCAGCGCCGGUUCUGGUUCUGGGGGUCCGGUUCGCCAGUUCUUCCCCCUCGGGCCAGAGUUCAGCCUCCAUGACCGGCCGCCCCCCCAGCCGGUCCGGGCGGUCCAGUCCAGCGAGCCCCAGGGCCAGCGCUACACGUCCGACGAGAUCGAGGUGCUCAGGUCCACGUCCACCAUCAACGGCAUCGCCUUCGUGCCCUUCAUGAGCGUCGACCUCCGGGAGCGCUUCGCCUUCCCUGUCCCGUUCUCGGACAAGAUGGGGAAGCUGGCGCUGUCGCCCAAACAGAAGGCCAUCUUCUCCCGCUGGGUCCGGCCGGACGAGAUCUGCAACAACCCGACCAUGAUCAUGUCCGUGUCCAGCUUCAGCAUCAAACAGACGGUGGUGUCUGACUGCUCCUUCGUGGCGUCGCUCGCCAUCAGCGCGUCCUACGAGAGGCGCUACAGCAAGAAGCUCAUCACCAGAACCCCCCCCAGCGUCAUCUACCCUCAGAACCGCCGGGGGGAACCCGAGUUCAACCCCUGUGGUAAAUACAUGGUGAAGCUCCACAUCAACGGGGUCCCCAGGAAGGUGAUUAUAGACGACUACCUGCCGGUGGACCGUAACGGGGAGCUGCUGUGCUCGUACUCCAGCAACAGGAACGAGCUGUGGGUCUCCCUCAUCGAGAAGGCCUACAUGAAGGUCAUGGGGGGCUACGACUUCCCCGGGUCCAACUCGAACAUCGAUCUGCACGCGCUCACCGGCUGGAUCCCUGAACGCAUCGCGAUGCAUUCGGAUAAUCAGUCAUUCAGCAAGGACGACACGUUCCGGAUGCUCUACCAGAGGUUUCACAGGGGCGACGUCCUCGUCACCACGGCGACGGGGGUGAUGACGGAGGAGGAAGGGGAGAGGUGGGGUCUGGUGCCGACGCACGCCUACGCCGUCCUCGACAUCAGGGAUCACAAGGGCGCUCGUUUCCUGCAGCUGAAGAACCCGUGGAGUCACCUGCGGUGGAAGGGCAGGUACAGCGAGCGGGACGAGAAGAACUGGACGCCAGAACUCCUCAAGUACCUGAACUUUGACCCCAAGACGGCGCAGAAGUUUGACAACGGUGUCUUCUGGAUCUCCUGGGAGGACCUCUGUCAGUACUAUGACGUCAUCUACCUGAGCUGGAACCCCGCCCUGUUCAAAGAGUCCUCCUGUAUUCACAGCAGCUGGGAUGGGAAGCAGGGUCCAGUGAAGGACGUCUACAGUCUGGCCAACAACCCCCAGUUCAAGCUGGAGGUCCAGUGUCCGACGGGGGGGGCCGCCGUGUGGGUGCUGCUCACCAGACACAUCACGGACAAGGAUGACUUUGCCCACAACAGGGAGUUCAUCACUCUGGUGGUGUACCAGACGGAGGGGAAGAAGGUGUACUACCCAGCCGACCCCCCCCCUUACAUCGACGGCAUCCGCAUCAACAGCCCUCACUACCUGACCAAGGUGAAGCUGACCAGUGCCGGAACACACACCUUCACGCUGGUGGUCUCCCAGUACGAGAAACAGAACACCAUCAACUACACACUGAGGGUUUACUCCGGAUGCAAGUUCUCCUUCUCCAAGAUCCUGAAUCCCUUCACUCAAACCAAAAGGGUCAACGGCCAGUGGAAGGGGCCGACUGCUGGCGGCUGUGGGAACUACAAGGACUCGUACAAACACAACCCGAUCUACCAGGUCCAGCUGGAGAGGCCGGGACCCCUGCUGGUGGAGCUCCGAGGGUCCAGGCAGUACAGCGUGGGCUUCGAGGUGGUGACGGUCUCCACGGUGGGGGAACCGGCGCCGGCGGCCCAGAAGAGGAACAGCGGAGAUUACAGGUGUGGUUUCUGCUACAUGGAGGCGGAGCUUGUCCCGGCCGGCCUCUACAACGUCGUCCCCACCACCUUCCUGCCCAAACAGGAAGGACCCUUCUUCCUGGACUUCUCCAGCACCUCGGCCCUCAAGGUGUCCCAGCUCCAGUGACCCCUGACGGUGGGCUUUGGGCCUCCAUCAAACACAGAGACUAGCGGAUGGGUCACGAGCUCCAGCGUGGCUCUGAAGACGCAGCAUGACGAGAAGAAUGAUGAAAAAGAUCAAAGGGAACGAAACGCAUCGAAGAGUUAACGGAACGGAGAGACUUUCAUUCUCUAUAAGAGACGGAGAGAGAGAGAGUUCUCACGAGGAGCGAUGUGACUAACGCUGUCAGAAGAAACUUCUCAGUAUCCCCUCUACGGAGGAAGAAGAAGUGUCAAUAAAAACAUCAAUACAGAUAUUAAAUGAG